CUACCAGUACACGUGUGACUAUGAUUUUCUUGUUACUUACCACGGCGUUUCUCGCCGCGGACGCUAGAAAGAGCAAAGUGACGUUGGUUAAUAACGGUUACAAAGGCCUCGUGGUGGGAAUACACAGAGAUGUGACGGAGAAUCCAGAGAUUGUCAACAAGAUUAAGGAAUAUAUCACAGAGUUAUCCCGAGAUCUUCUCCGGUCAACCAAUAACCGUGCCUAUAUACAAAACGUCACAAUUCUCGUGCCGAGCACGUGGACGACGUACACGAACUUUGAUAGAGAUGCGACCAGUGAACUGUUCACCACGUCCAACAUCAUCGUUGACCACGAGAGCGAGCAAUAUGGGGACAAUCCGUACGUUAAGCAGGUCUUACCGUGCGGUGACCACGGGGAGAAUAUGCAUCUGACCACUGGCUAUUUAUUAACGCCAAGGACGGAGGUGGAGAACAAAUUUGGACCAAUAGGAAAAACUCUAGUCCAUCACUGGGGACACCUCCGCUGGGGUUUAUUUGAUGAAUUCCCAGUGACCGCGGAAGGAUAUCCUAGAUUUUACCAUGACAACCAAGGCAAUGUGGAAGCUGUCCGGUGCUCACUCAAGGUCAAAGGUCAAGCGGUUCAACCUUCAUCGCAACAACCAUGCCAAAUAGACAGUGCCACUGGUCUUCCGGUCUCCGACUGUGUGUUCUCCACGCCAGACACUGGUCAAAUGGCCACGGGGUCUGUUAUGGACCGUUAUUCUUUAUCCAAUAUAUACACAUUUUGUGAUAACGACGCCUCGUCACCCAAUAACCUUCAUAAUAUCGAGGCACCAAGUAAGCAAAACCGAUUGUGUUCAAUGAAGAGUGCAUGGGAGAUCAUGCGGGACCAUCCAGACUUCAAAGACGGUGUGAACCCUCCUCUCACGGAUACAGAGGUGGCGGGACUGAAUACGACACCCUCUUUCACGGUGGUCAAGGAAGGCAAAAGAAGAUACGUCCUCGUACUGGACAUGUCUCACAGCAUGGCGGAGAAUAACCGUCUGAUCAACAUGGUCAAAGCGUUGCGAGACUUCAUCCUGUACACGGUCUCCGACGGCAGCUACGUUGGUAUCGUCCGGUUCUAUUAUAAGGCGGACAUUUUGUGUCCCAUGACGGAAAUUACGUCAUACGAAGUACGCUUGCAGGUCGUGGACACGCUCCAACCGGAUCUCUUCCCUUACACGUCACUAGGCACCGGAUUACGCAAUGGACUAAAAGCUCUUGAGAAUGCCCAGGAUAUCACUGUGCCAGGUGCUACUCUGGUUCUAUUUAGUGACGGAGACAAUACUUUAGAACCCGACAUAGAGAUGGUGCAGCCAGAAAUUGUUCAGAACCAGGUAUCGGUUGAUACUGUCUUGAUCACGAAAGAGGCCACAGAUCACAUGAUCCCCCUAGCGGAAGACACUGGAGGCACGCCCCUUUAUGCCUCAGAAGCACUUCCGGUGAUUGCACUGACGGAGUCUCUGACAUAUGUCGUCACUUCUCGAGAGGAGUCACCAGUUUUACAGCUCCAAGGUUUGGCCAUCUCCGUGGCUUCCUCGCAGCAGUUCAACGGCAGCGUGCACAUUGACGAAGACAUCGGGGUGAACACAAAUUUUAUUUUCAGCUGGAACCCCGUGGUGAACAACGAGGUCGUGAACGUGUCCGUGGUACUGACGAAACCAGAUGGAGAGAUCAUCGAACCCAACAGUACAGCCUACAACCUCACGUACGGCUUCGUUACCAUACCCAUUGAAGGGCUGGCGAUGGCGGGCAGAUGGCAAUACACUGUUGAUUGCGAUACCAUAGAUGAAAUUGACAUCAAUGUCCGUGUGACGUCAACUGCACGUGAUGGCGUCGACCCAAUCAAACUGACGGGGGAAGUGAAUGAGGGAAGGGUGAACUUUUCAGACCCAGAUCCAACACCUAUCAUAAUCCUGGCGGACCUGAGACGCAAGUUCUCACCGGUGGUGAACGCUAAUGUCACAGCUACAGUAGACACUGACUAUAACGCCACGUAUUUACAGACGUUUACUCUUAAGCUACACGACGAUGGUCUUGGUGCUGACGUGACAGCCGGGGACGGUGUAUACUCGGGUUAUUUCCUGGAUAUACCUGACACUGGCCGUUACCGCGUCCGAGUGCUUGCCAACAACAACCCCAACACUGCCCAGCUGAAAGUUCACUCACCUCCCACGAGAAAUGCCGUCAUGGCAGAGGCCGCGGGAGCCCCAGAAAAUCUUCCAGUUACCUAUCGACCGCUUGGUCAAUUUGAUCGCGCGGUGUAUGCUGGGUUCGUCAUAGUAACACUGCCAUCUGGUGUCGAGAUGUCUGACGUCUACCCGCCACUCAGAAUUUCGGACCUCCGUGUUAGCAAGACUUCCUAUGAUAAUGAUAGCGUUGUGUUAAUGUGGACAGCGUCUGGGGAGGCACUGGACAGGGGCACAGCCUUGAAGUACGAGGUUCGAUACGCAACCACCCACCAGCAGUUUCUAGACGACUGGGACAGCUGCACGGCGGUGACACCCGACAUGGUGUCUCACGGAGACCUGCUCAAUCCUCUACCAUCUGGAAAAAUAGAAACCAUGGUCGUAUCUUUCCCACCCUCGUACUCGACCAGAACUCUGGUGUUUGGUGUUAAGGCUCUAAAUUCAGUGAAGAAAAGCGAAAUGUCCAAUCUUGCGUCCGCCAUUAUUCUUCCCAAUUUGAAUGCGACAAGUCCUGUUCCGACGGACAAUCCGGUUGUCCAACCUGAGGAUCCUGGUAACGAUAUUCUUAUUAUCAUCGCUGCAGGUGCCGGCGGAUUCCUCAUUUUACUCAUAAUCAUCAUAGUUAUCAUUAUUAUUGCUCUUAGAAAUCGAAGAAAACGAAGAGAAGAACUCGAAAGAGCCAAAAAGGAUCUGGUAGACGGUAAGGAAAUGGAAUGUGGAGAGAUGAAUAUGAAUAUAUCAGUUCCUCCUGAUAUUUUGAUGCGUACACCUAGCGUGGAAUAUCCAGAUGGAAUGGGCUACACUUUGGAAUACGAAUCUCAUGAAAUCCAAAAGACUUGGGGCAUUUACAAAGGGGGAGGGGCUUUGGCACCUAAUGGCACUCCCAAGCCACGCGAAAAUAAACGAGAUCUUACCACCAUUGAGUGGGACCAGCCUAAUUCAAAGGACGAAGGAAACUUUGUGUUUGCGGGACCAGGAAUGGCCGAGCCAGGCAGACGACCAUCGCAGCGUUCUAGGAUAUCCAAUGGAUCGGCGGUUGGGUCGCAGGCGCCGCGUGCGAGUGUCGAGGAAAAUGACGUUGGUCGCAAUAGAUACGCAAAAAACUGGAAAAAUGCCAGGAAUUCCGCAUACAGCAAUAGAUCAUUUCAGCGUGAUUAGUCCCCGCAUACCACGUCUUCCACGCUGAUUGUAUUCGUCACAUUUUGUCAUAUUUUCGUCAUCAUAACUAUCAUCCACCAUUCCGACCAGUUCUCACUGGCUCUAAGGGCAUAUGGCAAAGUUUCCUUCACCCUGACGUGGUGAAAUAUAUGUCAUUUUAAUUGCAAUAUGUCGUCAUAUACUUGAUGCAAAGUGUUGCCUUUUUUAUUUCGUAUAUAGUCGUCAUUCAUUUCACACUAUUGACGGGUGAUUUACUAGGGGCAAUUAUGAUAUUUAAAAUGAAGAUCCCUUCAAGGAAAACGUACGUAAUUUCAGGCGUCAAAACGUGCACUGAUAUUAUCAAGAUUCCUCAGGUUGAAGACUCUUUGAUAGAAAUUAAGACAAAAUAACAAAGUUGCAAUUGACAAAAAUUUACCAAAGAAGGGCUAUUAUGUCUUCUACAGUGUUUAGGUAUUACUCAGUAAAGCAUGUGUGCAGGCACAGGUGUAUUUUGUCCAAUUAACUCCAUACGUAGAUAUACUCAACUUACAUGUAUAUAUGCGGUAUAUACAUGUAUAUUAAAAUGUGCAAUCAACUUUAUAUGAACAUGGGUGUUGCCCAUUAAUGCCGGUCCAAAGCACGUUUGAAUCCUUCUAUUUAUGUAUUGUCGCUAAACCUUUUUAAUGACACACAAUUUGAUGUCGUUUUCGACAUAUUUUAAAACUGAAUGAAUUCGCCAUUGGUUGUGGUUAUUUCUGUGCUCUCUAGUAACAAAAUGAACUGAGGAGAGGGAACAUCUCAAUGUGCAUGGUUUAGAGCGAUGUAUACAGAUUACACUUACUCAAUAUCAGGGUAAUUAAUCUGUGUGUCUGGCUUGUUUAUCGAAAAGCAAAACUAUUUCAUGGCGUAAACGGUGUAAACAAAGUACAUGUAGGUCUCAUUCUUUAGAAAACUUUGUUUCCUGUCACUUAGCGAUGUGACUGCUUGUGAUUUACUUAAGUCAGUACUUGGGUGGUGCCCUAUUGUAUUGAUAAGCUGAUGGGACAAUAUAUUUUACACCUUCUAUGUGUUAUCUAGAUAAUUCCAUAGGCACAUUUUAUAGCACACUCGUUUUGAUAAGAUGAUACACUUGAUUGUUGUGUGAAUGUUGAAUCGUAAUAAUUAACAUACAUUAUUAUAAUUCACUCUCUGGUAGAAUACUCCCUUUGAAUGUUACCUAAACGAUAAAUCCACGUAGUUUAUUAUGUUUAUAGUGCUAAAACGUGGUGCAAGAUAAUAACACACCGUAGUGAUGAUUAAAUCUAUUAUAGGUUUAUCUAUGAAGUUUAUAUAUGUACAUGUAUAAGGAGUUCCCGAUGAUUCAAUUUAAUGUGAUGAGAUAUGGGUGCUAUAUAAUAAAAGAAGUAAUUUCUAUACCAUAUG
Molecule: messenger RNA, 4769 nt
Organism: Lingula anatina
Lineage: Eukaryota; Metazoa; Brachiopoda; Lingulata; Lingulida; Lingulidae
Product: calcium-activated chloride channel regulator 1
Source: RefSeq, a predicted model, not a curated record